Rhipicephalus sanguineus (brown dog tick) is the source of this 2551-nucleotide messenger RNA. RefSeq names its product THAP domain-containing protein 1-like. The record is from RefSeq and is a predicted model, not a curated record. Lineage: Eukaryota; Metazoa; Arthropoda; Arachnida; Ixodida; Ixodidae. Gene Ontology annotation, molecular function: sequence-specific DNA binding. The transcript has 2 exons. Bases 67 to 936 code for a protein of 289 amino acids.
UUGUCGUUUGCCGCUGUUGUUUUGCGGCAAUUUCAUUUCCGUGCGUGAUGUUCUAGUGAUACGACAAUGCCUAAUAAGUGUUCUGUGCCGGGAUGUACCGGAAACUACAGGACGGGAAAGAAGAUACAAGUGUUUUCCUUCCCUAAAGACGGCGACGCUCUCAACAAGUGGCUACGCGCCAUUCCUAGGAAGGAUUUCGUGCCCACGUCUUGCACUAAGGUGUGCGUGGAUCAUUUCGACGCUUCAUGCAUCGAGCGGACGACAUCGUACACGGAUCCAAGGACAGGAAGAGUUAUCGAAGUCGCACUGCCAGUACCGCGGUUACGUCCUGGAUCUGUGCCAACGAUAUUUCCCGGCUGCCCGUCCUACCUUUCAGUAUCAGACCACAACACGAGAGAAACACCUGAUGCCAAGAGGAGCCGAAAAGAAGCUUCCCAACUCGCCCAUGCUGUUGAAGAAUCACUGGCGUCAUACGAAGCGGAACAGGAAAGAGACCGUUUUUCGUCCCUCGAAGAACUAAAGGCUCGCCUGCAAGUAGUCUCAGUGUCGCCAAAGUGGACUGUGAUUCAUAAAGAAGAGUGCUGGAUAUUUUUGAACAUCAUCGACUUUCGUGAACCUUGGUUGAAUGCGUCAUUGACAGUGUUUGAAAACCUCGAAGUCAUUGCCUGCUAUCAAGGAUCACAAAUCAAGAACCUUGGUAGCACUGUUGUACCUGACUCAGUUCAAAAAGUAAGUUCCUUGUUGGAAAUUUUGAACAACCUUUGCAUGCUGUCUGAGGAGCGCUGCAGUUGUCGCCACCUGUCGCUUGCAAUACAAUCCCUUCUCGACAAAUUGGAAGGUAGCAUUACUGAAGACAAGAAAGAGGCGGUAAAGUUCAUGAAGGAGCAGCUGCUAUACUGCUUUCUGCAAAGCGUAUUCACUACAGCGCACAGGUAAUGGUGUUUGCAUGCAUCUUGCAUACAAUAUCACCACAUGCGUACAAGUUUCUAAGAAGAACGAGUGUACUAACCUUGCCGCAUCCAAGCACUAUUAGAAAUGUGUGCCCACAAAUCGAUUCAUCUGAUGCCACUUUCCUUCAGUAUGUUUCCCAGAGAUUCAAACAUCUGCAGCCACAUGAACACACUGUGACGCUGAUGCUUGACGAGAUUCAUAUCAAACCUUGUUUAGAUUACAAGGGUGGGAACAUAUGUGGUGCAGCAGUCAAUUCGAAUGAAGUAGCCACCUCGGUGCAUGUAUUUAUGAUACAAAGUCUACUGAGCUCGUUCAGGGAGGUGGCGCACAUUCUUCCGGUUAAAACCUUACAGUAGUUAUGUACACAGAGGUUGUAGUUGGAAAGCUUAUGACGCAAAGUAACUUCACCCAGUUUCUCCAUGGCCUGAACCAAAAGAAUGUCGUUCGGCAAUUGACACUGCAAUGUCUGCCGAGGCUUGAGGACAUAAAUACGUGUGAAAAUGGACACACCUAUGAUUUCCUCGUCACGCUAGUAGCAAACUGCGCAGCAAACAUCAUGCUUAACAACUUGUGCAAGCAGAGGAACGAUCUCUUACGCAUUGGGAAGGAACAGAAGGCAAAAAACAGAAAGGCCCAAAUCUUUCUGGAAAAGUGAUUUUUCCAGGUGAAGCGCUCUCCACAUUUAUUCGUGCGAAGCUGCACUGAGGUCAUUUUAUUUCACAGUCCCGACUUGAUUUCCUUGUCAUACUUCUGUCUGUUGUGCAACGAGCCUUGUUUUCGGUUUGUUUCGUAUUUAAAUGAGACUACAUAGUUUUAAAAUCUCUUUUUAAGUGUUCUUGGCAUGUCAACGUGUUGUGCUCACUGAGCUGUCUCAGUGCCUGCUGUGGAGGGACCAUACCUCGCAGCUAUGUAUGCUUUUCUUGUGCGCUUUCUGUAGAGAUAUAUUGGUGUGCAAUGUGAUUUGUGUUUUGGGAUUUUUGUGUGACUUUUGUUUUCUAGGACAUGCUUGCACCUGUAGCAGCAGUACAAUUAGUUUUCUUUGUGUGACUUAUUUAUCGUGCUAUGGUUCACACUUCAGUCACCAGUGUGUUUUAUGUAUUGCGACGUUUUGACAAGUGCUUGAAUUUACAAUAUGAUGUCUUGUGUGUUACUACUACUGUGAUAAAUGAAUGCAAUAUUUUCCUCUAACCUAAAAUUUAAAUGGGAAUAUGCUCUUCAUGUUCCAAAGUUUGGGAAUGUUUUUGGUGCAACAAUGUGUUAUAUUUUGUUUUGUUUCAUUUUAUUGAGAUGCAAACUGUGCCUGCUUUGACAAAAAAACAGAUAGUUAUCUGUGAUAUGAUGUACUAUGUCUGCCUCUAAUAAGUGCAAGAACUUGUUUUCUCUGCCAUUCAUUCACCCGUUUAUGCUGCGCAGUUUUUAUGGCAACAUCUGUAUUCUGUACUUUUGGCACAUCUUCAGUAUGAAGUGAAAUAUCUUUUGCUGGCCGCCGUCUAUCUGGGCCGAGAACAGUGUGCACUGUGAUAUUUAUGCAGACGGCGCCUGCUUGCGAUAAAUAAAUAUAUAUUAUUCCAUUCAUGAUAUUCAUUAUUUCUCGUUACCC